AGCGCCAAGGAGACUCGCUUUCCCACAGGGCCAUGCGAAGGAAGAUGGCGCCCGUGGAGCACGUCGUGGCGGACGCCGGAGCCUUCCUCAGCGGAGCCCCCCUGCAGGAGAUCGGGCGGCAGAUCUACACGACCCGCGAGGUGGUGACUGAGAUCCGCGACAAGGAGACCCGCCGGCGCCUGGCCCUCCUGCCCUACCAGCUCCACUUCAGGCAGCCCAGCCCGGAGUACCUGCGCCUCGUGACAGAGUUCUCCAAAAAGACCGGCGACUACCCCAGCCUUUCAGCCACUGACCUCCAGGUGCUGGCCCUCACCUACCAGCUGGAAGCUGAACACGUCGGCCUGGCUCACCUCAAGAAGGAGCCCGCCCACAAGGUCACUCUCAGUGCAACCAACCAGCACCCCGAGACACCUGUUCAUCUGGCUGGUUUCCAUCUCCCUUCUAAGGCAGCUGCUUGCCCCAAGCCCAGGCGCCCAGAGGGUGAGAAGAGCCCUUCGGUUGUGACAGGCCAAGAGCCUCCCGGCUCACCUGGGGUGGAAGAUGCUGCCUUCAGCUCCUUCAUGUUCUGGAGGCCCCCCUUGCCCAGCAUUGAGGAAGACCUUCGGGAAUUGCUGAAAGCGGCUGGUGGCUCCAUGGAGCAAGCACAACCCAAAGGCCCGGAGAGUGCCGAGAAGGACGGGAGCGAGGAGGAGGACGAUGAUGACGACGAAGGCUGGAUCACGCCCAGCAACAUCCGGCAGAUCCAGCAGGACGCGGGGCAAGGGGCUGAGCCUGCAGAUGUGCUGGUCGGCUGCUUGACCACAGACUUUGCCAUGCAGAAUGUCCUGCUGCAGAUGGGCCUGCAUGUCCUGGCAGUGAACGGCCUGCUGAUCCACCACACACGGAGCUACAUCCUGCGCUGCCACGGCUGCUUCAGGACAACGUCCGAGAUGACCCGGCUCUUCUGCCCCCACUGUGGGAACAAGACGCUGAAGAAGGUGGCCGUGACCGUAGGCAGCGAGGGCAACCUCCACAUGCACUUCUCUCGCAACCCAAAGGUGCUCAACUCGCGUGGACUGCGCUAUUCCCUUCCUGCCCCCCAGGGGGGCAAACACGCCAGCAACCCCCAGCUGGUAGAUGACCAGCGCUUCCCCCAGCAGCGGCUCUCUCGCAAGGCUCGCCAGAAGACCGACGUCUUUGACCCGGACUAUCUGGCCGGCCUGUCUCCGUUUGUGGAGAAUGAUAUAUACAGCCGGGCGGCCAGCCUGCAGAUUCGGGAUGGGGCGCUGGGGGCUGGCAGGAGGCGAAUGAACCCCAACAGCUCCACAAAGAAGUUUGUGAAGAAGAGAUGAGGGGGAACAGCCUGACCCCCCCUGCGGCCACCUCUUCGCCUGCACAGUGCCCUCAGUGCUGCAAGGAGGUCGGAGCUGACGCCCGGACUCCACUUUGAGGCAGUGGCCCCACCAGCCCUGUGUCCGGAUUCCCCUGCGAGCCAGCAGCAGUGGGGGCAAGAGACGCAUCUCAGGAGGGGAGGGGUUGGGGGAGGGGCUUGGAAAACCUUGCAUGGGGGGCAGCCCGUGAGGCCUCUCCUGUUUCCAGGCCUGAGCCUCACAGGCCUUGUGAAUAAAGUGGUGAGAUCCA
This is a messenger RNA of Heteronotia binoei (common prickly gecko), 1620 nucleotides long. It is a transcript of the gene NOB1, whose product is annotated as NIN1 (RPN12) binding protein 1 homolog. The record is from RefSeq and is a predicted model, not a curated record. Gene Ontology annotation, biological process: ribosomal small subunit biogenesis; maturation of SSU-rRNA. Gene Ontology annotation, cellular component: preribosome, small subunit precursor. The transcript has 9 exons. Gene Ontology annotation, molecular function: RNA endonuclease activity. Lineage: Eukaryota; Metazoa; Chordata; Lepidosauria; Squamata; Gekkonidae. The coding region runs from base 33 to 1331 and encodes 432 amino acids.